Siniperca chuatsi (mandarin fish) is the source of this 2651-nucleotide messenger RNA. It is a transcript of the gene fblim1, whose product is annotated as filamin binding LIM protein 1. Bases 246 to 1430 code for a protein of 394 amino acids. The transcript is spliced from 8 exons. Gene Ontology annotation, cellular component: stress fiber; focal adhesion. The record is from RefSeq and is a predicted model, not a curated record. Gene Ontology annotation, biological process: cell-cell adhesion. Gene Ontology annotation, molecular function: filamin binding. NCBI's taxonomy places the organism in Eukaryota, Metazoa, Chordata, Actinopteri, Centrarchiformes, Sinipercidae.
AGCCAGAGAAGGAGGAGGGGUCGACGGACGAGAGAGUAGGGGAGGGAGGUACAGAAGGAAAAGGAGUGGCCUUCUGCUGAUAGUCGCCCUCUCUACCGGAGUAAAGUCUUCUCUCAGUGGCAGCUUAUAGGAGGGAAAACAAACCAGAAAGUUUUGAGAUACAGAACAGGGAAGGAGAAAGAAGAAAAGACAGCGCUUGUCUUCAAACCACAUUUUCUCCCAGGCUGUAUGUGGGUUUUAUAGUCAUGGCAUCAGCAGCUCCACCAAAAAGGAUGGUGUCUUCUUUCUUCAUCACUCUGGCGUCUCCUCACCGAGCCACUGUGACACAGCAGCAGCAAGCCCUCCAAGCUCACAGUGCCCCGGCUAGAGACAAGCAGCCCACUGCUGUACGAGUCAGCCCAAGUGACACCAUCCCCGCCCUCAGAUGUAAGAAAGAGGACCAAUUACAGUUUGAGUCUCAUGGCAGUGCAGACAGCAAAGGCCGGAGUCAUGAAGGAGCCUCAGCCCAAGCAUCAGACCAUCAAAGCCCAAAACCUGCCCAACCCGGACCCAUCAGAGGAAAGCUGCAAGAAGACGACAGAAGUGCUGCAGAGCUCUUCCCUCCUCCUCCUCCUCCUCCUCCUCCUGCUGCUGCACUGCCUUCAUCUCUGGGAACAUCGUUCUCUGAAGAAUCAGCACUUCCACCACCUCCGCCUGCCCAGACGCUUCUCUCCCAGCCUCUGACCCCAGGCCAGCAGCCUGUUUACAACAGAGAGGUGGAAACAAGCACACCAUCUAGUGGGUUGAAACAAGAUGAACAAUCCCAUGGGAUCCAUAAAAAUGGCCAAGACACGAGCUAUGAGAGCAAUGAGGUGUGUGGCUUCUGUCGGAAACCCGUGGCCCUUUCUGAACCUGCAAUAGAGGCCUUAAACAGGACGUACCAUGACGGCUGCUUCCAGUGUAGAUCUUGUCACAUUCCCCUGGCUGGUAAACACUAUUACAACAAGGCAGGAAUCCCACUCUGUGAAGAAUGCUACCAGGCCAGUCUGGAACUUUGCUGGGCGUGUGGGGAGGUUAUCACAGAUCAUGUGAUCCGUGCACUGGAGCGAGCAUACCAUCUUUCAUGUUUCACCUGUGCAACAUGUAAACAGCAAAUUGGAGAGCAAGCUUUUGCUCAGGGAGAAGUUGGAGAAGUGUAUUGCCUCCAGGACUAUUACAGGAAGUAUGCUCCAAAGUGUAGCGCCUGCAAGCAGCUAAUCAUUCCAAAAGAAGAUGGUACUGACAGCUAUAAUGUUGAAUGCCUUGGACACUCCUACCAUGAGAACUGCUACAGAUGUGAGGUCUGCGUCAUCCAGCUCUCUCCUGAACCAAACGAGCACGGCUGCUAUCCUCUGGAUGGGAAGAUGCUUUGCAAAUCUUGCCAUCUGAACCUGGUUUCAGGCCAGCACUAGCACUGGCCUUCUAGACCGGGAUAAACUGCAACUGAUGAAAAAGUGCCACGAGUCCAGGUGUUAAAGAGAUGGGAGACUUUGCAUGUGCAUUUAAGACUCUGGAAUACAAAUGUCACGCAUCUUUUUUUCCAACUGAACGAUAAUGAAAUAUGGCUAUUUUUUACAAUACAUCAUUCUUUCUGAAGAUCCUCCUAUUCUUCUUUUAUACUUGAUAAUUUUGCACUCAAUAAACUCUACAAAAUGCACCAAAUAUAUUUAUGCAACAGACUUUGAAAAAACGUUCGGCGAGCAUUAUUCGAAUUUUUGUAAAUCUCAAUCAGUAUAUUGUUUCUCAGUCAUCAAUAAAAAAAAAAAACCUUAUAUAAAAAAACGUCUAUAUAAAAGUAAACUAAUAUAUUUUAUCUCAAGGCAGGCUCCAACAUACAUAACAUUUGUUAAAUUACACAUACAUUGUCAAUAAGUAUUAAGAUGUGAAAAAAACCGAUUACAAUUUAAUUCAUAAUUGUGUAACUGGUAAAACCAAAUCAAUUAAAUCAUUCUUUAGUAAAAUGCAAACCAGUUCUCCUGAAUGUAAUUUUAAGUACAUUCACGUAGGUCCCGGGACAGUUUUUGAUCAUACUGGCAGGCCGAAGACCUCUGGGCUUGACGCUGCAGAGACUUAAAAUGAUAAAUAAAAUGAUGGCCUGAAUAUGAUCUAUCUUCAAACAGGAUCGUUUUACUCACCUGCUCAGGUAAAGCAGGGAAAGGAAAUAACCUUCAAGCAACCGAUUCAACUCAGCAACUAAAUUGCAAAGACAAAUUUGCUCUUUCGCUAAGCCCCCACAGCUAGUGUAAUACGGCAUUUGUGGUGGAAAUAUGUAAGCACCAAUAUUGAAUACAGACAUUAGAGCUUUUAUAUAAUAAUGUGUAACAGAGCACAAUAACACAUACUAUAAAACACUCAUUAUAUUGUGGACCAAAACUUGAAGGUGCUUUUGAUGUGAAUGUGAUUACAUCCACAUUUUUAUCACAAAGAUCUUCACUGGACCACUGGGCCUAUAUUGUCUUUCACCUCAACAAUAGAACUGUUCACAUUGAUUUGACAUUACAAUAUCAAAGUCUCAUUCAGAUCCCAGCUGAAUCAUUUUGUUAUUUAUGUCCUGUAUCUCAAAAGUACAUGUUUGUAGAAUUAUAUUUCUGUGUAUCAAAAACAUUUAUUAAAACAUUUUCUGGAAAAAGUUA